AGCUCCGCCCUUCUCCCCUCGUCUCUUCCGGUUAAGGCCAUAUCAGCACAUUUUAUUCAUUGUGGAAUAUAUUUUUGAACCUCUUGUCAGUGUUGUGCCAGAGUUUAGAACACAGCAGGACACGUCGUUUGUUUUAUGGUCUCGCACAGCUCGUAAAAACUUCCCAUUGAAGACAGUGAGCAGCACCCAGUCAUGGAGGAGGAGACAGUGGAGACACCAGAGGAGCUGCUGGCAAAGAAGCACCGCAAGGAAAAGAAAGACAUGCAAGCCAAAAUCCAGAGCAUGAAAAAUGCAGUCCCCAAAAACGACAAGAAAAAGAGGAAACAGUUGACGGAAGAGAUCGCCAAACUGGAGGCUGACCUCAGCCAGAAACACGAGGAGGAAAUCAGGCAACUCAAGCCUACAACUGACACAAAGGUGGCAGAGGUGAUAAAUGGAGUGAACACCGUGAAGAUAGAGGAUGAAGAUGAAAAAGAGGUCAAACAGUCACGUGUGUCCAAGGCCCAGAAGAGACGGGACAAGAAGGCUGCCCAGGAGAAGGAGAGGGAGAGCAGGAUAGCUGAGGCCGAGGUGGAAAACCUGCAGGGAGUGAGGCACCAGGAGGGUUUGAUGUUGGCUCAGAAACUCGCCCAGCAGCAGCUUCAGAUCAAGGAGAUCUCCUCCGACGGCCACUGCAUGUACCGAGCUGUUGAAGAUCAGCUGGCACAGCGGUCACAGCCGGGGUCAAAGGGUGUGAAAGAACUGCGGUCUCGCACUGCCGAGCACAUGAGAAACCACGCUGACGACUUCUUGCCUUUCCUCACCAACCCCAGCACCGGUGACAUGUACACAACAGAUGAGUUUGAGAAAUACUGCAGUGAUGUGGAGCACACGGCAGCAUGGGGUGGACAACUGGAACUGCGCGCUUUGACCCAAGUUCUUCAGUUGCCGAUAGAAGUGAUCCAGGCUGACGCCUCGACUAUAAAAAUCGGGGAGGAAUUUGAUAGUGACCCCAUCACUCUUGUUUACAUGCGUCACGCCUAUGGACUGGGAGAGCACUACAAUUCUGUGGAGCAGCUAAAGGACCCUGCCAAUGCAGAGGACAGCUGAGAGACGGCCUAGUCUUGGUGUGACAAACCAGUGUGCGUGAGACGCAGCGAGUGUUCGAACCACUCACACCAAGGGGCCCUGAAUACAAGUGUAUUUGGAGGGAGACCUCCCCUCAUUGAAGACAUUGAUAAGCUGAGGUUAACAGAGAAUGUUGCAUUUAAUGCUUAACAGUGCUUUUAUGUUUUGAAGUCAAAAGAAAUCAGUGGGGUGAGAGAAAUCUAACAAAACCCCUCGCCUCUGAGAGCAGCAUCAUCAUGCUAAUGAAAAUAGCAUAGAAAGGAAGUUAAUGUGUAACUGAUUUUACGCCGGACUCUCUUAGUCUGUCCCAAAGACCUCCCACCUUCCCUUCAACUCAUUUUGAGAAGAUAAAGGUGUAACACAUUUUAAGAAAAAAAAAUCCAAAUCCACCUGAGCGGGAGAGUUUGUAAGAGCUUUUGAGCGUGCAUGUCACUCAACCAAAUGUCAGCACUGUGGAGGUUAUUGGAUUUUUUUCAGUGAUCUUGGAAUGAACUGAAUCGUCAAACCUGUAACUCAUAUCAGUGUUACAUAAAUAUAUAUGAUACCACUGA
This is a messenger RNA of Acanthopagrus latus (yellowfin seabream), 1658 nucleotides long. RefSeq names its product OTU deubiquitinase 6B (gene otud6b). The record is from RefSeq and is a predicted model, not a curated record. Gene Ontology annotation, molecular function: cysteine-type deubiquitinase activity. Gene Ontology annotation, biological process: protein deubiquitination. NCBI's taxonomy places the organism in Eukaryota, Metazoa, Chordata, Actinopteri, Spariformes, Sparidae. The transcript has 8 exons. The coding region runs from base 193 to 1089 and encodes 298 amino acids.